UUUUGGUGUCGGCGAGAGGGGUUUUAUCCCCCGCCUGGAGUUACUCGGGGAAGGUGAGUAUCCCGCCUGGAGCGCGCGUCCUCCCUGCCCUUCCCAUCCCAUCCCUCCAUCAUGCCGCAGAACCUGCUGCCGGUGCUGCUGACCCUGCUGUGCCUCCGGCUGCCGCUCCGUCCGGCCCGGGGCUGCCAGCUGCCCUCGGACUGGAGACCCCUGAGCGAAAGCUGCCGGGCGGAGCUGGCAGAAAUCAUCGUCUAUGCCAAAGUCUUAGCCUUGCACCAGGACAUGUACAGCAUGUACAACUACCUGCCCUGGCAGUACGAAGCCACCGACGGGGGCCUCUUCUACUCCGCCGAGAUCGAGAUGCUGUGUGACCAGGCUUGGGGCAGCAUGCUGGAGGUGCCCGCGGGCUCCCGGCUCAACUUGACGGGACUGGGGUAUUUCUCCUGCCACUCUCACACCGUCAUGCAGGAUUACUCCUACUUCUUCUUCCUCAGAAUGGAUGAGAAUUAUAACCUCCUUCCACAUGGAGUGAAUUUCCAGGAUGCAAUAUUUCCAGAUACCCAGGAAAACAGGCGGAUGUUUUCCAGUCUCUUCCAGUUUUCCAACUGCACUCAAGGGCAACAUACCAUCAUCUCCUCCAGUGACUGGGAGAUACAAGAGGAUAACAGGCUCCUGUGCUCUUCAGUCCAGAAAGCCUUGUUUGAUGAGGAAGACCACGUCAAGAAGCUACAGCAAAAGGUGGCGACCCUGGAGAAGCGCAACAAGCAGCUGAGGGACCGAGUGAAGAAAGUCAAGAGGUCACUUAGACAAGCCCGGAAGAACACCCGACACAUAGAGCUGAUCAACAGAAAGCUUAGCGAGAAGCUGUCCGCAGUAGGAAACCCAAGCCCAUACAUCAACUCCUUCAAGCAAGCAAACUCUCACGCCACAUACCUUAAAGUAUAAUGCCAAGUUUGGUGCUCCAGGCAAAGUUGCUGGUGACUUUGUGAUGUUCACUUGUUUUCCUUAUUUCUUCAUGCAAUCCAAAAAGGUCAUUAUGACUUCAAGGCCCUUGACUGUUUGCGUGGACGCAUAGGGAUGCAUUAAAGUGAUGCACGGAAGUGAUUUGAAAAGGUCCAACUUCUUGUUUGCCAAGGGAUCAUGCGGACAGGAAUAAACUGUAUUCACAGAGUCUUUUCUUUGUCUUCAAAGGCCACAUUUGAGAUAAAAUUAGCAUUGGGCUUCACAAGCAGAUACCAAGGCUGGCCAAGCCUGAGCCCAAUUAAUGGUCACAGCAGCUGGUGCCGAUCAGGACUUUCAGAGCGGGCCAGUGGAUGGGAAGUCAAAGGCAACAGUAGCUGAGGCUGACUGAUUUUGGAUUUCUUCCCUUCUUCUUUGAA
This is a messenger RNA of Pogona vitticeps (central bearded dragon), 1379 nucleotides long. It is a transcript of the gene CCDC3, whose product is annotated as coiled-coil domain containing 3. NCBI's taxonomy places the organism in Eukaryota, Metazoa, Chordata, Lepidosauria, Squamata, Agamidae. Gene Ontology annotation, biological process: negative regulation of gene expression. Gene Ontology annotation, cellular component: extracellular region. The record is from RefSeq and is a predicted model, not a curated record.